Molecule: messenger RNA, 1839 nt
Organism: Centruroides sculpturatus (bark scorpion)
Lineage: Eukaryota; Metazoa; Arthropoda; Arachnida; Scorpiones; Buthidae
Exons: 2
Coding region: 64-1581 (505 amino acids)
Source: RefSeq, a predicted model, not a curated record
AGAAAAGACGUUUCGUUUGGGAUAUACCAUGCUGUGUAGAGAUUGAUUUUAAAAAGGUAUCAAAUGGAGGGUGGUAGAAGAAAGGUGUCCGGUGGACCAAGAUGGUGCUUUAACUUCCUCUGCCUGUUUAUUUUAUCUCUGGCGGCAGAAGGUCAAUUUCUCGAAAGUUUUUUCAGUGGUAGACGAUCGCACGACGAUGGAACUUCUAGCGAUUUUGUUGAUGGAACCAGCAAACAUUUUCUCAGCUUAUUAUUCUCUCCCUUCGAUAAUAAACAAAGCGCUGGAGGCAUUAGUGAAGGGGGUGGAAUGUUUUCUCUUUUCGGACAGCCUUCCCGAUCUGGAUCGGUAAAUUAUGAAAAUUACAGAUCGCCGCAAUCUUCGUCGGUAUACGAAGAAUCGCAUCGUGCUUAUUAUCCUUGUGUAGGAUGCAAAAAUCGUCAAACGGAUACCUCACCAAUUCGACCCCCUCCACUUCCUCCCCGUCGUCCAGAUGAUGACUACGAAACGGGAGCAUAUACCUGUAAAGGAUGUAAUAAAGGCCCAACAAAUCAACCGAUCAAAGAUAUUUCCGUUGAAGGUGCGUACGAAUGCAAGGGUUGUUCUCACGAUUAUUCUGCACAAGCUGAAUCUUAUCGAUCGCCGAAACGAUACCAAGAAAGUUACGAAUAUCCGAAAAUUCACCAUCAUCCUCAAUAUCACGUUAUUGAUACAAAAUUGAGGGUCCCUCCUAUAAAGUUCCGAUUACAUUUGUCUCCUAAAAUUACAAUAAAAACUAAUGCGCAAGAUCCGUUGGAAAGAAAACCCGUACAAGACGACGAAGAUUACAUUCCACCAGAAGUUCAUCAUCAUCAUCAUCAUCACGGUCAUCACGUUCACGGUUAUUAUCAUCCCAAAAGAGAUGGAAGUGGUGUCCAUAUCGAGCAACCGUACGGUGCCCAUUUCAUUAAACACAACCAACCGAUAAGAAAUAAAUACGAUCCUACUUUUAGGAUUAAAAUAGAUCCAGAAAUCUUCACCGAUCCUCCUCCUUCUCCUUCUCCUCCUACUCCACGUACCACAACUAGCAGUUCUCGUCUGGAAGCGCGACCGAGCCGUCAGAGCGCCGCUGCAACAACAAGAGCGACAACAACAACUACUACGACAACUACUCCCGCUCCAACAAUAUCUUCUAAUGCUAGAUCAGCUAUAGAUAGUUUGCGCGAAGCAUCCGAAUCGGGUUUGAGUCCGCUCGAAGCUCUUCUACGCAGAAGAAGCACAACUACAAAGAAACCAUCCACGACCACAUCCACGACCACGGUGUCUACAACAACAACGAGUCAGAGAGAAGUGGAAGAAACAACGGCUAAAACGACUACAACCAUAGAAAAUGUUUCCAGCAAUGAAGUCAGCGUGGAUACCGUUACAUCCACGACACCGGUAUCGGAAAAGAUCCAAGUAACUACACAAGAUCCACGCGUUGCUAUACUUAAACUAAGAGAAGCGGCCGAAUCGGGUCGUAACCCCUUCGAAGCUCUUCUGGCCGCUAGACGAACGACCUCAAACGACAGGAAACUCAACCCAAGAAAUUCAGAAAAAAAUUGAAGCUGUAAAAUCUCUUUUACAUAAUUUCAAUUUGUAAAUUACUCCUGGACUUUCAGAGGAGUUCGUUUAACUUUACGUAUAGCCACGUGCCCGAUACACCCGUGGCUAACACUAUUUAAUUAUGCAUAUACUCCAUUCUAAAUAAUAAUACUUACGAAUAGACAGGUUCCAUUAAAACUAAGCCAAAUUGAAAAAUUUUGUUCUAUCAAAUCUAUGGUUCGGGUCCUAAAUUUGAUCCGAACAAUUUAAUUCGAUUUU